GAGAUGAGAUUUUCCUUGACUUGGUUUGGAACUUUCAUGGUAACUGAUUGGAAAUAUCUUAAAACCAUAAAAAAAUGGAAAAAAUCUUUGGAACUUUCCUGGAGAUGAUAAACAGCUUUGGUCCCUAAUUGCCUCAUAAUUUCUGCUGAAAUAGAGAGAGCUUCUCAUAACCAAAGUUAUUCUCAUUCUGUCUGUGAAAUCAAUUCAUACACACUUUAGACAACAUGAUGCAUAUUCUAAUCCAAAUUUGGAAAUGGUUGAUGCAGCCAAAGUUGUGGAGGUUUGUGGGUUUUGUUUCAUCCAUUGUUGGAUUGCUCUGUUAUGGUCUAAGCUCUUCCUUCAACUAUCUCUUUGGAGAUUGGAAUCUGUUGAAGAUUUUCCUUUACAGUGUUUUCAGCUUAAUCAUCAGCCUCAUCAUUUUAUUUGCAAAGACAUGGCAACACUCAACAAGUCUUCGAUUCAAAGCUCACGCAGCAUUUUUGGUAUUAACAAUCACUUCACUCUAUUCAUUUUUCUUUGAUAAAGUAAUGAAUGGAAAACCAGAUGCAUAUAGUCUACUUUCAUGUGCUGCUUUUGCUAUCAUGUUACUAAGUUUGUCACGGAAAACUCAAUGCGGAUUUGAAGUGGAUCUUCUUUACUUUUUUCUCGGAUGUCUAAUUGUGCAACUCAUGAAGAUUAAACUGCAGUUAUUCAUUGUUGGAGCAGGUUUCGGUUACUUAAUUAUUAUUUUACGUUCUUCUUUCUCUUCUAUAGAUGUUGUAAUAUAUAAUGCAGAACUUACUAGUCCCCAAGCUGAAAAUCUGGUAAUUAUUGAAGUCAAUUCAGAUUCACUGCAACUAACCAGUACCGAUAUUGGUAGCAGUAUGGUGGAACAACUCAGUAACUAUGUGAAGGCACUUCGGCAAGAAAAUUCAAAUAUCAUCGAAAAGCUUGGAGAUGAUUCUGGAUUUAUUAUGUCUGACCCUGACUUCAUGAUCAAGGCCUUGCCAACUGAAACAAUCGACAACCUUCACAAAACAGCCAAGUUGAUGGUUAGUGCUGGAUUUGAGAAGGACUUCUCCGACGUGUAUAUCAGUUGCCGUAAGGAAUGUUUGGUAGAAAGCCUCACAAGGUUAGGGUUCAAGAAACUCAACAUCGAGGACAUUCAGAUGUUGUCAUGGAUGGAAAUUGAAGACGGUCUUGAAAGAUGGAUUAAAGCUUCCAAAUUGGCUUUGAAGAUAUUGUUUCCAACUGAGCGACGAUUAUGUGAUCGGGUUUUCUUUGGGUUCUCAUCCAUCGCUGAUUUAUCAUUUAUGAAUGUCUGUAUGGAAUUUACACUUCAGUUGCUGAAUUUUGCCGAUGCUAUUGCCAUUGGAAGCCAAUCACCUGAGCGGUUGUUUAAAGUCAUUGACAUGUUUGAAACAAUGCGUGACCUCAUUCCAGAGUUUGAGUGUCUGUUCCGUGAUCAAUACAGUUUGUCGCUGCAAAAUGAAGCAACCACAAUUUGGAAGAAAUUGGGGGAAGCAAUUAGAGGGAUUUUCAUGAAGUUGGAGACUUUGAUUCGCAGAAAUCGAGCUAAGGCAGCUGUUCCGGGUGGUGGACUUCACCCGAUUACUCGCUACGUGAUGAAUUAUCUCCGCGCUGCAUGUCAGUCAAGACAGACAUUGGAGCAAGUGUUUGAAGACUAUGGACAUCCAUUGAAAGAAUACCCUAAAAUUGAUGAUAGAAUGUCUUCAUCUUCCUCUUUGUCAGUGCAAAUGGAUUGGAUUAUGCAGCUAUUAGAGAGCAAUUUGGAAGCCAAAUCGAAAAUCUAUAAAGAUCCUGCAUUGUGCUAUGUUUUCUUGAUGAAUAACUGCAGGUACAUUGUUCAAAAGGCUGAAGAUAGUGAAUUAGGGUCACUUUUAGGUGAUGAUUGGAUCAAAAAACACACUGCGAAAAUUCGGCAGUACCAUGUGCAGUAUCAAAUAAGGUCAUGGAAUAAGGUGUUUGGGUUUCUGAAAGUUAAAUACAAUGGAUUAAUCCCACCUAAAGGGGUAGCCAAGUCUAUGAAAAAGAAGCUGAAAUCAUUCAACAUGGUGUUUGAUGAUUUAUGCAGGGUUCAAUCUUCAUGGUUUAUCUUUGAUAAACAACUUAGGGAAGAAAUAAGAAUUUCAAUUGAGAAACUUUUGUUACCAGCUUAUGAAAAUUUCAUGGCGAGGUUUCAUAAUAUUGCUGAAGUUGGUAAGCAUGCUGAGAAAUACAUUAAGUACGAAACAGAGGAGAUUGAAGCAAGACUCAAUGAUUUGUUUCAGGGAAGCAGUGGAUCAACUGGUAGCAGAAAGAGAAGCUAAAAACUCCAAAGUUGUGGAGGUUUGUGGGUUUUGUUUCAUCCAUUGUUGGAUUGCUCUGUUAUGGUCUAAGCUCUUCCUUCAACUAUCUCUUUGGAGAUUGGAAUCUGUUGAAGAUUUUCCUUUACAGUGUUUUCAGCUUAAU
Trifolium pratense (red clover) is the source of this 2451-nucleotide messenger RNA. Its product is annotated as exocyst complex component EXO70B1-like. Gene Ontology annotation, cellular component: exocyst. Gene Ontology annotation, biological process: exocytosis. Gene Ontology annotation, molecular function: phosphatidylinositol-4,5-bisphosphate binding. The record is from RefSeq and is a predicted model, not a curated record. The coding region runs from base 225 to 2309 and encodes 694 amino acids. NCBI's taxonomy places the organism in Eukaryota, Viridiplantae, Streptophyta, Magnoliopsida, Fabales, Fabaceae. The transcript is spliced from 2 exons.